Messenger RNA from Suillus subaureus, 2008 nucleotides. RefSeq lists its product as uncharacterized. The transcript has 3 exons. Lineage: Eukaryota; Fungi; Basidiomycota; Agaricomycetes; Boletales; Suillaceae. The coding region runs from base 102 to 1718 and encodes 538 amino acids. The record is from RefSeq and is a predicted model, not a curated record.
CGGAAGUCUCCAAUCCUGUGGUUGAGACUGUCACUCACAAGACCGGUGCCAGAAAUCUCGAAAGCGCAUCUCAAGCGGACACUGGUUCCAAAGGCUGGGUGAUGGAGGUCCAAGCCAUCGCGGAACACCAGUCGCAACCUCAGUCAACGGAGCCAGUAUUGGCUGUCAAAAUGAACUCAACGACAAAGCAGGAGCCAGAGCGACGGGAAAACCCAGCCAAGCGACAACGCAAUGUUGCUCGUGGUGCAUCCGAGCGCCGCAACUUGAAGGACGACGAUCCCUUCGCUUCGGAGCCAAAUCUAGCGCCACAUCGCAAGAUUCGAAACGUACUGGCAGAUGCGCGAGACAGGACACUUGCUACAAUUUCGGAACUGAAGGACGUUCGUCGCAAGAAGGAUGAACCCCAACCCUCCCAAGCCUGUGACGGCCACCAGGAGUUCACGGCGUUCCGGGAUAUUCGAGGCUUAUUGGCAGAUCUGCGAAAGUGUGGAGCCAGGACACAGACGACCAUUUCUGAAAUGAAGGAUGCUCGUCGCAAGAAAGAUGAACAGCGUCCUUCCCAAGCUUGCUAUGGCCACCAGGCGGAGUUUGCAGUGUAUCAGGAUCAAAUCGCUGCUCUUACUUCGGAACGUGAUACACUCUCUCGCGAGCUCAAGCGCAGCACUCGAAUGGCGAACUCGAAUGCUUUCUUGCUUAACAGCGUAGAAUUGCAAGCUCAGCGUCUACUCUCCGAGCAUGACGCACUUAUCGCUGAACACCAGCAGGAAAAGGCACGCUCACAGCAACAAAUCUGGGAACUUGAGACCCAACUCGAGGACGCUACCGCAUCAGCUUCUCGAGCCAAGGAACGUUAUGAGGCAGAACACGAACAACUUCUAGAGGUCGAAGAGCAGCUCAAGCUUGAACGCACACAGUCGGCGCAGAACCACAGAGAUCAUGUGGAUGAAAUGCUCAUGCUCUUCAGGGAGAAUGCGGAGCAGGCCAACUUGAUCGAGACUCUCAAUAGGGAUUUCGCAGAGCAACGUACUACGCUCCAGAAGGUGCAUAUUCAACUGGACCUUGCGAACAAUGCACAGGCGAUCAUGGAGCGCAAGCUCCAGUCAAUGGAGAUUGCAUCCCAAGAAGCUCAGGAGAACAUCGAGCUGGGCCACAGUACCCCACCGAAGGCUCAAGGCACCAUUUUUCGAAGCCUCAGCAAGCGCUUGUCGCGAAACGGACCUCGUCAAGUAUUACAUCAAGGAUCCCCACUCGUCACUCAAGAGAUCGUGAAGAAUGAGAAAGCGCAGCCUCCUGUUGCCGUUACCAGCACUUCCUCUUUGCCACCCACCUCCGUUCGCAAGGUCGAUGGCGUCACUUCACAGCACGCCCGUGGGAUGCUUUCGUGCCCACCAGAGAAUCCUCCUGUCUCUAAGCCGUCCCCACCAGAUCUUCCCAGUGACACCUUUGAUGUCUCCACGGCGUCAACCUUUGGUGAUGGUGGCGUGGACUUACUUUUGGAACCGAGCGAGAACGUAAAAGGGGAGGGCAAUGGCUUAGCUACCCUCUACUCGGUGCUGUCAGUGGUCCGCAUGUACGCUCCUAGUCCCAUUCGUGGUCCUCCGGACAUUCAACCUCGACGUCGCAAUGUGGAUCCCUUCAAGAUUUCAGUCCUUUCCGAUGACGUGGCGAAAUCGGACGGCAUCGCUGUGGGACAAACCUGGUCGCUAUUUCAUCUUUGACACAAUCUCAUCUUUUUCUUUUCUUUUGAACGUUCUCUCUGAUUUUCUUUCUCUUCUCUUCUGAGAGAACGACAAGCAUUAUUUCUUUUUUUUUUCUUUUUUUCUUCUCUUCUUCUCAGGAGAUAGCAGACAGGUCAAAACAACAAAAAUAGGUGGGAUCGACAGUAUGGUUGGGGUUAUAGCCUUGUACAGCUUUCAUUAUUUUAUUCCUUAGAUAAGUACCAAAAACAGGGAGGGUCGCGGCCGCGCGCGGUAGUGCAUAUUUUAAUUUCAUUUGUAUUGGAAAAGAA